Molecule: messenger RNA, 1335 nt
Organism: Syzygium oleosum
Lineage: Eukaryota; Viridiplantae; Streptophyta; Magnoliopsida; Myrtales; Myrtaceae
Exons: 2
Coding region: 1-309 (102 amino acids)
Source: RefSeq, a predicted model, not a curated record
AUGAGGAGUCCAGAUUUAAUAGUUCUUUUCCAGUUGAACUCGGUCAUCAGCGUCAAAACAGCACAUGGUGAUCUCAUCACAUAUCUGUGCAGGCAUUGGCAACCUCCGGUGGACACUGAGACACCAGAAGGAGAGCAGACAGUUGCUCUAGAAGGAGAGCACAUAGCUGCUUCCCUGGCAGAGCCGGUAGAUUCUUCAUCUGUUCUAGUUAACUCUCCAUCCUCAGAUUCUUCUACGUCUGAGCUUGACUUACCUAUUGCUCACACAAAAGAGAAGCAUUGUCUCAUCUUGGCUGGGAAGCAGCAAUGAAGGAGGAAUACCAUGUCGCAAGAAGAUACAUUCUGCACAUGAUCACGGUGUAACAUUCGGCCCUUCUGCCUUCUCCAAUGCCCAGUAGAAAGAGUCAACUAUGGCAUCAAAUAGGUCACUGUAGCCAAGAUUUUUAUUUCAGAUCACGACUCCGGAGGCACUGUACAGAGCAUAAUCUGGCCUGACUGCUCUUGGAUCAGCACCAUACCCAAUAUAAGGGUACACACUACAGAGAGAGGGUAACUGUUGGCUAGUAAGAAUUGGAAUACAGGUCCUUAAAAAGGAUCAGAAUUAGCUGCAAAUUGAGCAACUGGGCUGAAUGUUGUCUGGACAGACAGCGGAACGGUAGUAACGGGUAGUGAAUAAUUGUUAGCUUCUAGCGCUGCUUCAAGACCCUAAAUGGCAGGCAGCACAAACUGAGGUAUAUCACCAAUAAUUGGCUUGUUGCCAAAGCACAGAUAAGCAAUGUUGACGCAAUGUGCAUAAAAUGUGAUUACUCCCUUAGCAAAGACAUCAGGGUAAGUCUUGUCUCAAACUAGGCAGAUACCUCCAAGUUCCCGAUUCCCAGCACCACUGGGAUUCUGGUGUUUUAUUUUACAGUAAGAGCACGAAGUUUUUUAAUGUUCUUCGACUCAUACCAUGGACUGGUUUUGGGUUGGGGAGGUUGUCUCUGUGAAAAUUAAUGACAACCGAUGACACCUUGACUCUCUGCAUAAAGUAGAAUUAGUGAAACAGAUGUGAGAUGUCUUGAUCAGAAGAUAAGGAAAAAUUCUUUCAAUAGGGAAAGACGACAGCUUACCUAUGACCAUAGAAACAGAAUCAAAACUGAGAUGAAGUAUGAGACAGAGACAAUUCUUAUGCAGAAUCUAUGGCUGUUUCAAAUGAUAAGACAAGGAACCAACUGAAGACUCUGAUGAGUAUUGACAGUCCGAAGCUCUGAGAUUGAAGCUAUCAUCUUCCUAGUGUCUCCUACAGUGCAACUCUAUUUUUUUGGUUGGACAAGUUUGUACAGACUGGCAUUUUAUU